Closterium sp. NIES-65 is the source of this 8118-nucleotide messenger RNA. NCBI's taxonomy places the organism in Eukaryota, Viridiplantae, Streptophyta, Zygnematophyceae, Desmidiales, Closteriaceae. The record is from the annotation of a GenBank genome assembly.
AUGGUUGCCACGUGUUCCGAUGUCUCUGCGGCUUGUCAGGCUCCAGUGUGGGCGUUUGAAAUCAGGAACCUGGCCGCCUCGCUGCUGGCAGCGGGCGCAGGCAGCGCGGCAGGCGGAGCUGGAAGCGCCCCCCGCCCAGUGGGGUUCGGGGGAUACGUGGGCAGUGCGCGGGUGCAGACAGCAGCCGCGGGGGCGGCUGGAGGGGGAAGGGAGAGCGCGGAGGGCGGGGCAGACGGAGGGCGGGAGGGGCAAGGGGGGGCAGCGGAGGCUUCUGCAGGCAGCGGGCCUAAGGAGCUGGUCAUUGGGGCAGACGUGGGCGGCGAGGCAGCGGCGCAUCUGAGGCGGCUGGCGAAGAAAGACGCCACCACCAAGCUGAAGGCGCUGGAAGCGCUUCAGGGGGUGCUGGGCGGCAGCACAGCCGCCCAGAUGCAAGCCAUGCUGCCUGCUUGGGCGUUUGAGUACCGGCGGCUGGUGGUGGACGGCAGCAGGGCUGUGCGCCUCGCCACACACGCCACCAUGACCCUGCUCGUCAAGGCCGUGGGCAAGGGCCUGGCGCCACACCUGAAGCAGGUGAUGGGGCCGUGGUGGGUGGCGCAGUUUGACUCCUCCCGUGACGUCGCUGCUGCCGCCUCCCUCUCCUUCCAGGUGCGUCACAGGCUUACCAGCUUUCGUCUCCUCCUGCUGCCCACCCUGCUGCCCACCCUGCUGCCCACCCUGCUGCCCAUCCUGCUGCCCAUCCUGCUGCCAAUCCUGCUGCCCAUCCUGCUGCCCAUCCUGCUGCCCAUCCUGCUGCCCAUCCUGCUGCCCAUCCUGCUGCCCAUCCUGCUGCCCAUCCUGCUGCCCAUCCUGCUGCCCAUCCUGCUGCCCAUUCUGGUGCAGCCGCUGUGCACUCCUCAUCCAUCCCGCACUUGUCGCCUCCUUCUUCUCCCCCCCUCCCUCCUCCAGACAGCCUUCCCCACGCCCACACGGCGAGUGGAGGCGCUGGCAUUCGCGGGGGAGGCGGUGGUGGGCGCGCUGGCGGAGCUGCUGGCCGCCACCCCGCAGUCGCUGGCUGCUGCCGACCGCUCGCUCAGCGUGGAGGAGGCCAAGCACCGCCUGGACGAGCUGCUGUGCGCAGCUCUGCUGGCGCUGAGGGCGCUCCUGCAAACCCUGCUGCCGCCACGGCCACUCAGAGGGGCUGCUGCUGGCGCUGCGACCGCAGCGUCGCUGCUCUCCUCCCUGCGCGCCCUCUCCUUCCUCCGCGCCCUCGCCAAACACCCCUCCCCCCGCGUGCGCUCCGCAGCCUACCACACGUUGCCAGCUGUCCUGCUCUCAUUGGGCCCGCAGGGGCAGGAGCAGGAGGGAGUGGUGACGAGUAGCGGGAGGGGGGGCAACCAGGAGGGAGGGGGGGGCGGAGAGAGGUGGGAAGGUGAAGUGGAGGUGAUGGGGGAAGCGGAGGUGGUGGAGAAGGUGGGGCCAGUGGUGGCAGCAGCCAUGGGGGAGAAGGUAUCCGCAUGCCAUGGCGCCAUGUGGGAGCUGGUUCUGGUGGCAUCACGCACCUGCCCCUCCCUCUGGGCCAACCCUUCCUUUCUUAAAUCCGCUCUGCCGAAGCUCUGGGGUUUUCUCCGAGCCGGGUGUUUAGGCUCGGCAGCGCAGUCGUACCCGUGCCUGCUGCUGCUGCUUUCGGUGUUCUUCCGAGCCAGGCUGCACCAAUCACAGGGCGUGUUGGUGCCUUUUUUUACGAGCCUUUGGCAGGGACGGCUUGUCCACAUGGCGCGGCCUGAUUGGCUGGCGCUGCUGACGUGUGUGAGGGAGUGCUUGGUGCUGAGUGUGGUGCAGCUGAGGCGAGAGGAGGGGAGGGCAGUGGGGGAGGAGGAGGUUGGGGGAGGGGAGCAGAAGGAGGGUGGGAGAGAAGGACAGGUAAUCUACGCUGGAGAACUAGUGAAAGUGGUGUUGUGGGAUUUAUGCUUCCUAGACCUCCUUCCCGAGCCCAGGAACACUGGUUCGGACCUAGGCUCGGAUUCUCAUGGUCCAGAGAAGACAGAGGGCACUGGUGGAAAGGCCGAAGGGGGGAGGGGCGGGGUGGCAGCGGGUGAGAGGAAGGGCGGGAGUGCAUGGCUGGGAGCGGUGGUGGCGUGUGUGGGAGAGACAGUGAGGCAGAUAGUGCAGGUGGAGAGGGGAAAGGGGUGGACGGGGGGCGGAGGAGAGGAGGCGCAAGAGCUGGGGAGGGGUGAGGCGCCGAGAGGGUCUGUUAUGGACGGCUUCUGGUCGUGCGUGGUGGAUGCCGUGCUGUCUGCUGUUGAUGGCCCCACUGCUACUGGUGUGCCUCCUCCUGUUGAUGCUGCCAAGAAGGAGCACACAGGGGAGUGUGAAGUGGCGCUGCUGAGGCGAGCACUCGCAGGGAGCGCUGCUGCUGAUGGUGGUCAUAACACAAGCAAGCGCACUAGCGACGGCAGCACAGUGCAAGCAGUUCUGUCACUGCUGAAGCAGCUCAAGCCGACAGCAGCAGCUGCAGCAGGGCCUGCAGGAGUGGCAUCAGCAGCAGCAGGCGGUGUGAAGGGCAGUGGCGAGCGUAUGGAGUGGGUGGUGCCUGCAGUGGUUUCUCCUCUCAUGCACCGACUGCUGCCCCUCGCGCUGCCCCUCCCCCUCCCGUCCUCUCCCCUCCCCUCUUCAUCCUCCCCCGCUCGCAUGGAAGCGGCAGCAGCCAUGGCGGCGGCACUUGUCGACAUGUUUGGAGCACCAGCCAUCCCGUGCCAGCUGGCGGCGCAUGAUUCGACGGACAGUGCAGCUACCGUGGCUCGCAGUGGCACGACUCCCCUGCAGCUGCUGGACUUGCUGCUGGCAGACACGGAGGUUGGGGCAGGAGAGGGAGCAAGUGGCAGGGCGGAUGGCAGGGCUGUGUUUGUUCUGCAAGUGAAGCUCCUCUCGCACCUCGCCCUGCUCCCUCCGCCACACAGCACCAUCACCACCACCAUCACCACUAGCAGCAGCAGUGCAAGCAGCAUAGGUGGAAGCGAAUCAGGGGCAGCAGAAGGCGAGAACUGCCUGUCGCUCAUCGUGCAGCGGCUGUGCACUGCUGCACUCCACCCAGCCAAGCAGAGCGAGGCAGAGGCAGGUGGGGGUCAUGGUGGAGGCUCCUCCUCCCUCAACAUGCCCGCUUGCCUCCUCGCUGCUCUCCUCUCCUCGCUCUCCGCCCCCUCCCCUCCCCUCACCGCCGCGGCCAGCACCGCUCUUGACCGCUUGGCCAUGCACGUGGUUGCAUCCAUGCCGCUGCUGCUCCUCCCCUCCUCCCAAUGGCUCCUCCGAACGCUCCUCUCUCCGCCUCCUGCUGCUCCCACGCCCCUCUCUGUCCCCUCCUCGCGUUCCUGGCUGUCGCCCUCCUGCCUUGCCUUGGUCUAUGCCUCUCUGCAUUCGCACCUGCUUUCUUCCCUCCUCGUGCUCUCCUCCUCUCCGUCCCUCCACACUCUCGGUCUCAUGCUCCAGCCACUGCUGCUGCUGGUGAGGCGAGAGGGAGGUGUGGGGGGAGAAGGGGUGGAAGUAGGAGCAUUGGAAAAGCCAGACUCAGAAGGAGGAGGUGAGGGGGAUGCCACGUCAGCACAGGCCGAGCUGGCAGCAUGCCUGGACGUCCUGGAGCCCCUGUGGCUCGCCUCCCAUGUGUCUGCCAGCAGCGCAGGCUCUGCUGAGCUGUCGUGUGGUGAUUUGCUGGCGGUGGUUGCUGCUUGCUCGUCUUACCUUGUAAGCUGGUGCCUGGGGGAAGGGGAGGCAGACAAGGGAGAACAGGCAGGGAGUGAGGAGGAGAGUGACGAUGAGGAGGAGGAAACGAAGGAGGAUGGGGACGAGGAGGGGGAGGGAGAGGAGGGGUUGGAGUUGGAAGAAGAAGAGGAGGGGGGAGGAGGAGGGGCAUCAGGGGAAGGGUACAUGGAAAAGGUUCUGGGAGGGGGUGGAGCAGCAGUGGCGGUAGGAGCAGCAGGAGCAGCAUGGGGUGCAGCAGGGGUUGAAACGGGUGUGGGGGCAGGUGGGACAGGCGCUGUAGAAGGGAGUGAGACUGCACGGCUCGCAUCCGUGGGUGCUCACAUGGCAGGGCCUGUGGUGGUAACUGUGUUACCAGCUCUGCUUUCUGCAGCUAACCAAUGGGUCUCGCUCCUCUCACACCCUCCAUCUACCAGUCACUCCACCACCACUGAUUGCACUACCACCACUCACACCACCCAUGCGCCAUCAGCCACCCUCACUAACCCUAUGCCAGUAGCUACCCUCACUGCACGCCUGCUCACUCGCUCUCUUGCCACUGCUGCUGCUUCUCCUCUCUCCCACUGCCGCCCACACCUCUGUGCGCGCUGGGCGGUGGAUCUUGUCCGUUUCUUCCAGCUGCAAGGCGGGAAGGAGGCGGCGGAGAGGCGUGUGAUUGGGUGGAUUCUGGCCGAUCUCGAGUUGAUGGGUGGAGGGGAGCAAAAAUGGCCUCGAUUUGUGGGUCACUUUCCUGACUCUUCUGUCACGGCUGGUUCUCGUGACAGUGGUACGACAGGGUACAGUCACAUUGACAGCAUCAUCAACGCACUGCCGCCUCCUCCUCAUCUCUCCUCCGCAAUUUCGCAACCCCCCUCACACCUCCUCUCCUCCCGCCUCCUCCACUUCCUCUCUCACCUCACUCACCUCCUUGGCCCAUCUGCCGUUUUCUUCUGCCCAGCGGGCGGCGGGCGGGAGGCACUGGCGGUUGAACUGAUGUGCGCCUGGCAAGAGGAACACUCUCUGCGCCACCACCAUCACUCCACCGUCACGCCACAUGGCGGCCUCUCAUUGGGCGGGCUUGACGGCGAUGGCCUUGGGAUUGGGCCAGCAGUGGUGGCGGAGCUGAUGGUGGGGGCAGCACGGCAGGUGGGGGAGAAGGAGGCGGAGGUACAAAAAAGUGUGGAGGGAGGGGCAGAGGUGGGAGCAGGAGUGAGAGGAGCAGUAGAGGGCAGAGCGGAGGGAAGGCUUGUGAGCGAGGUGGUGAGUGUGUUGGUGCAACUGGCGUCCCAGGAAAUCGACCCUGCUCGUGCCAGUGCUGCCACCGCCACUGCCACACAUGCAUCAUUGGCUCUCAAGGCACUCUGCGGGCUUCUCAGAAGGUUCCUUGCAGCAGGGGCGUGGGGCCCAUGGCAGGCAUGGCAGGUGGUGCAGCAGCAGGUGGCAGCACUGAAGGAUGAGAGAGAGGGCCGUGGCAACUCUUCCCAUGGAAAUGCCGGGAGUGGGGGAGGGCGUGGGAGAGUGCGAGUGGUGGCAGAGGUGGUGGGGAUACUGAUGCCUGUGGUGCGGUGGGGCGGGCAGGUAGGGGGGCGAGCCGAGGCAGCAGGGGGAGGUGCAGCAGCGGGUGGGGAAGGAGGAUGGAGAGGGGCGUUGGAGCAGCAGGUGGAUGAGGAGGUGGUGUGGUGGGUGCAGCGAGCCAAUGAGGCGCUGCCACUUGUCGCAUGUGUGGAGCAGCAGAGUGCAGAGGCAAGAGACUCGCUCGCUCUCCACGCCCUCGCCUUGGCGCUCUUCCCCAUGCCACCAUCAUCUGGUCCCUCUUCCACCCCUCUCCAAGCCCACUCCUCCGCCACCACCAGCAGCCCCUCCCAGCGCGCCGCCCUGCUCGCCCUGCUGCGCCUGCAGACCUCCCGCCACGCCACUGCUGCCGUCGCUGCCGCUGCCGCCGCCUCCCGCCUCGCCGCUGCCGCGUCUGCUGGGGAUGCAGGCAGCGUGGGGCCCGGGGAGACGAGCAGUGCUCUGAGCAGCGUGGGUAAGAUGAGGCAUGCUGGGGGUGUGAGUGCGGACGUGGGAGGGGGGGACGAGUUGGAUGAUCUAGACGAGCUUGAUGAAUUGGAUGAGCUGGAUGAGGAUGGCGGCGGUGAUGCAGGUGGCAGUGAUGACGUGCUAUUUGACGAGCUUGAUGAGCUGAAUGAGGAGGAGGAGCAGCAGAGCGGUGGGAGGGAUGGAAGGCCGGUGCAGGUGCAGAGCAGUGCCAGUGGUGCAACCAGUAACAGGGAGGCAUUGCAGCAGCAGCAGGUGGGGGUCGAGGAAGCAUGGGAGAGCACACAGGAGAGCAGGGAGGAGUGGGUGGCGCACGUGAAUUGCUGCCUCCUCGCCCUCGCCAGCACAGCAGUGGCGUACAGCUGGCAGGAGAUGGCGGAAGCUGACGUGGCGUUUGUGGGCGGCAGGCUGCGGCAGGCGCUGGCAGCAGCAGCCAUGGCGUUUGAGGAGCUGGUGGAGGGUAUGGGGGAGGGGGUGGGGGAGGAAGAGGAUGGGAAUAGGAGAAAAUCAGGAAAGAGGCAAGCAGGGGAGGGGCAGGCAGGGGAUGAGCAGGGAAGGGUGAGUGGCAUGGCACGGCGGCUGGAGGCCAUGCCAUUGGACGUGGCAGGUGCUGCCCUCUCACUGCUCUCCAUGCUGCUCGCCCUCCACUCCCACGCCUCUGCUGCCUCCGCUGCCACCAGCAGCAUCUUCUCACUCUGGUCGUCAGCCGCUCCAUCGGCGUCCCCCUCCUCGCUCUGGUCAUCAGAGGCAUGUGCAGCGGUGGUACGGCAGGGGUCAGAGCACGCCUUGCGCAUCUUCAUUGCUACAGGCCUAGCAGACGCGGCUGUCCCUCACAGCACCGUCGCCAGCAGUGCAGCCAGCAGCGUUCAGAGCAGCCAGCCCAUGACAACCUGGCGCCUGCAGCAUCCACUCUUCUUCCGCCAGCUGUCGCACGCAGUGCUUGCCGCUCCCCCUCGGGCGGUGGAAGCAGCGGUGCGGGCAGCGGAGAUCUGGGGGGCGGGGCGAGGGCCAAUUGCAGGGCUGUAUGCGCUCAUGUGCGGCCCGUCGCCAGGUGGCAGCGUGCGAUUGGCUGCAUUCUGGUGUCUUUCUAGGGAGCAGGUAUUGCCUGCUGCUGUGGGGGCAGCGGUGGUGAGGGGCGGAGGAGACGGGGAGACACAUGGAGAGCCAGUUGGUGAUGGCGUCAGACCUGAGCUGGCUCACAUUCUGCAGCCAGCCAAUCGGAAGGAGUUGCUGACGUCAGCUCUGACGUCAUCGCAGCGGGUGCGGUACUACCUGGCAGCUUGUCUUGUGCUGCACCGCAUCCAAUCCCUCCCCACCUCACCCCCAUCCCCACCUCCCUCCACCGCAACCGCCUCUGCCGCAUCGCCAUCCUCCCCUCGUGACCGCCUCAUCUCUUUCAUCCUAGCCACUCCCACUCUCACUCUCCUCCUCGACCUCGUCUCUCAAAACCUCCUCCUCGCCCCCUCUCCCUCACACUCCUCCGCCUCUGCACGUCGCCUCAUCCAUCUCAACCCCUCAGGACCCCUCCCCCCUGCGGUAGCCCAAGCUGGGGACUUUGCCACACGUGCAGUUGCCCAGGCCUCGCCUCUGGACGUCGCACUGGAAGUUUUAACCCUGUCCGGGGCAGGCAAAUUAUCGGUGCCACGCAUGCGCAGCCUGGCAGCAGCGGUGUUUGGGGCAGCGCUGCGAGUGGUGCCAGGGGGGGUGAGGCGGUGGUAUGCGGAUGUGAGGGAGAUGGGAGUGCGGCGGGGCAUGGACAUCUUCACUGCCCGAUACUGCAGCGCUCACAUGAUCUCCCUCGAACUCGCCCAGCGACACUCCUUCCUUCGUACCUCUCCUGAAUCUUCCCAGCCACGUCCCAUUCUGCUGCCGCUUCCCUUCCUCCGUCAAACCCCCCCCCCCCUCCCCAACCAGGCGCAGAAGGCGGGCGGCAGCAAGGAGGACCUGACGGUGCGCACACGGCGGUCAGCACGCGAGGUGUGGGCGGUGUACUGCAAGGACGAGGCCAAGCUGGAGCUUGUCAUCAAGCUGCCCGAAAGCUACCCGCUGCGAGGGGCAGCUGUCGAAAGUUCCAAAGGGGCAGGCGUGAAAGAGGCCGAGAUGCGCAAGUGGCUGUUGGCUGCUAACUCGUUCCUGCUGCUGGGAGGGGGGUCGGUGGCAGAUGCGGUGGUGCAGUGGUGCGACUGUGCAGAGAAGAAGUUUGAAGGGGUUGAGGAUUGCCCCAUCUGCUACAGUGUCAUCCACUCGUCCAAUGGCAGCCUGCCACGUCUGCAGUGCCGCACGUGCAAGCACAAGUUCCACCCCGAGUGUCUGUACCAGUGGUUCCAAUCCUCCCACAAGUCCACCUGCCCGCUCUGCCAGACAUCCUUCUAG